Molecule: messenger RNA, 781 nt
Organism: Sceloporus undulatus (fence lizard)
Lineage: Eukaryota; Metazoa; Chordata; Lepidosauria; Squamata; Phrynosomatidae
Gene: HINT2
Product: histidine triad nucleotide binding protein 2
Exons: 5
Coding region: 166-720 (184 amino acids)
Cellular component (GO): cytoplasm; mitochondrion
Molecular function (GO): hydrolase activity
Source: RefSeq, a predicted model, not a curated record
GGGAAUUUUGGGAGUUGAAAUCAGUUCCAAUUAUUGGUCUUCAAUCAGGGCGACGUUUUGUUGCCCUCUUCAGAUUCCGGGGACUUUGGGGGCAUUUGGGCUGCCUCUUCGGUGAGAUCCGGGGGGAUUUGGUGCGUUUGGGGCCAAACGUUGCCAGGAAGGACUAUGGCCGCCGGGCAAGUCCUGCUGCAGCUGCUGCUGCUGCCGCCGCCGCCCCUCCGGAGGGCUCUGCUGCUCUCUUCCUGGCCGCAGGGCCGGAGCAGGGCCUUCGGGGCUGCUGCUUCUUCGCGGGAGCCCCCCGGAAGAGAGGGCGAGGUGGCGGAGGCCAGGAAGGCCGCCCUGGAGCAGGAGCAGGAGGCUCCGGAGGCCCCCGGCCCCGGCCGCUCCGUCUUCUCCCGGAUCCUGGAGGGCUCCCUGCCCACGCGCUUCCUCUACGAAGACGAACAGUGCGUGGCCUUCCGGGACGUGGCCCCUCAGGCCCCGGUCCACUUCCUGGUCAUCCCCCGGAAGCCCAUCCCCCGCCUCAGCAGAGCGGACCCCAGCGAUGAUGGCCAGCUCCUUGGACACUUGCUGGUCGUGGCCACCAAAGUGGCGAAGGCGGAGGGUCUCUCGGAGGGCUUCCGCGUGGUGAUCAACGAUGGGAAGCACGGGGCCCAAUCCGUGUACCACCUCCACCUCCACGUCUUGGGGGGCCGCCAGAUGGAGUGGCCGCCCGGCUGACCAAGGCUGCACCCCACCGACGGAGCCACCCUAAAAUAAAAUAAAGCCUUGUGGAGUGGGA